AAAAAUAAUAAAAUAAUAGAAAUAAUGACGAAGUAUUAAGUUAUCUCUUAAAGAAUUUAAUAAUUUGAAAUUAUCAAAAACAUAAUGUAAGAUUCUCACAAAAAAUAAAAAACUAGCUAUAUGUAUGGUAGGAUUGCCAGCUAGAGGGAAGACUUAUAUAUUAAGGAAACUACAUAGAUAUUUAAAAUUGGUUAGGUUAUAAUUGUAAGGUUUUCAACAUUGGAAAAUAUAGAAGAGAAAUUUGUGGGACAGAAUGUGAUAAGAACUUUUUUGAUUCAAAAAAUGAAUUAGUGUUUUGAGCAUUAAUUAGGCACUAAAGAAAGAAAUGGAUGUGCUUCGAUGGCAUUGAAUCAUUUGAUCAAUUAUUUAAAUAGUGAUGGAGAAAUUGCUAUUUUUUAUGGGACAAACACAACAAAACAGAGAAGAAAUAUGGUUUAAUGUUAGUUAUUAUAAUAAUGCCAAAAUGUUUAAACUCUGUGGACAAUAUCUAUUUGUGAUGAUAUAGAAGUAAUUUAAAAUAAUAUCAAAUUAACCGAACUUAAUAAUCCAGAUUAUAUUUCAAUGAGUUCUGAAAAGGCUCCAAAAGAUUUUUUAGGAAGAAUAAAAAUUUAUGAAGAGGUUUAUCAAAAGAUAGAUUUAGAUGAGAAAUUAUCAUUUAUUAAAUUAAUAAAUAUUGGGGAAGAUGUAUCAUAUUGAUAUCUAUUGAUAAGAUUUAAAUUCAUAAAGUAAAAGGAUAUUUGUUAUCAAAAAUUGUGGAGAAUAUGAUUUUAUCAUAAUAAGGAAUCUAAUAUUCAUAAUAAUUAGGUAAAUUUUUAUUUGAAGAUUUUCCAAAUUAAGAAUAAAAAAUCAAAUUCAUUGGUUAACUUCUACAAUGAAGAGAGCUACUCAUACAGCUGAUAUUGUUUGCAAUAUUCUUCGGAUUAACUAUGUUAAUUAAAGACUUUAGAUGAAAUUAAUGUAGUGUUAGAACCCAUUAUAUAUGAAAUUGAAAGAUCUAGAGAACCUGUAUUAGUUAUAGGACAUUAGGCUAUUUUAAGAUCUCUUUAUGCUUAUUUUCAUAGAAAUGAGAUCUCAGAGGUUCCUCAAUUAGAGAUCCCAAUUCAUGUUGUUAUAAAAUUAACACCAGCUGCAUAUAAUUGUGAAAAAAUAAGAAUAAAAAUUGAUCCAGAAACUGGAGAAAGAGAAUUAAUUGAAGAAGACAUAGAAUUUACAAGAUUCAAAAUAUUAACCAAGAAAAAAAACUAUAUUUUAUUAUGAUGAUAUAAUUAAUUAAUUUUAUUAUUACAUUUUAUCAAGCAAUAUAUUUAUUUAAUAUUAAAUUUGA
This is a messenger RNA of Paramecium primaurelia, 1324 nucleotides long. Lineage: Eukaryota; Ciliophora; Oligohymenophorea; Peniculida; Parameciidae. The record is from the annotation of a GenBank genome assembly.